CGUGCCAACCAUCUUGUAAACGAAGAAGAAGCUACCGCUUGCCAUAGCAUAGCAACAAGUCAAGCAAGUCAAGCAAGAGAGUUUCAGCUGAGGUGAGAGAGAAACUUCACAGAUACAAACCAAAAAAAAAAAAAAAAAAAAGACGCGGCUUAUCUCACAAUCCAAAACCUUCAAAUCGAGUUGAGAAUUUUGCAGAUCACUAAUGGAAAAAGGAGUAGCUCUUUACAUAGGUUAUGACAAUAAGAGUGCUUGCUCUCCCAUCAGCACAUGUGCUAAGAAUGUUGUCUACCUGAGUGCCCAUUUUCAAUCCCAGAUGGGCAGCAAAAUCUGUGCUGCAGUGUCACGAGGACCAUCCAAUUUGCGUUGUUUCUAUUUGUACCCUGGGCAUUCAAAAACAAACUAUGGUAGCAUGUCUGUUUCCAAGAUAUUAUCUACUCCAUCAUGUGCUAACCAAACGUUCCAUGGAAGCUGUUUCAGGUCUUACUUCUCAAAUCAAAGGGGAAACUUGCUAGUUAAAUGUUUAAGCAGUAAAGGACCUCAGAAAAGGCAUCUUGAAAUUUCAUUAGCGUGCCAAAAUUUGAAUAUGAAGCUUUUGGUGCCAAAAAAAGGAAUGCUUCCCAAAAUCAAGUGUAAUGUGGGGCCAGUAUCUUGGCCCCAGGGAUGUGCCUCUGCUGGCUUAAUUUUUGGCUUACUGGUUUGUUGUUCAAAUUCUGAACCCACACAUGCAGAGGCAUCUCACAAGGAGGGGCAUAAGGAAGAAGAAUCAUGUGUUAAAUUCUCACAUGGGAAAAAAGUCUAUACGGAUUAUUCAAUCACUGGGAUACCUGGUGAUGGGAGAUGUCUGUUCCGCUCUGUUGCUCAUGGGGCUUGUUUACGAUCAGGGAAACCAGCUCCAAAUGAAAGCUUACAAAGAGAACUAGCAGAUGAUUUACGGGCUAAAGUUGCAGAUGAGUUUAUCAAAAGAAGGGAAGAGACCGAAUGGUUUGUCGAAGGAGAUUUUGACACAUAUGUAUCACAUAUAAAGAAGCCACAUGUAUGGGGAGGUGAGCCUGAAUUGUUCCUAGCUUCACAUGUUCUCCAGAUGCCAAUUACAGUAUACAUGUACGAUGAGGAUGCUGGUGGCUUGAUAUCCAUAGCUGAGUAUGGCCAAGAGUAUGGAAAAGAAAAUCCAAUCAGAGUUCUCUACCAUGGUUUUGGUCACUAUGAUGCAUUGCAGAUGCCAAGAAAGAAGAGCGAUAGAUCACGACUUUAGUUUUCAUAUUUGAACAACAGAAGAGCGGUUGUUGUUUUGAACUAUAACCAACGAAAGUGGAUUAUAAAUUGUAUCAUUUAUUUUUUCUGCUAUAAUAAGUGGAAGAAGGAGGAUUUGAACUUUGGUUCUCCUUAUGGGGAUAGUUGGGCGAUGUCACUGAGCUAUAAGGCUCUUGGCACAUCAUCUUCUUAUUUGUAUUCUAGAUAUCAUAGUUAAAGAAAUAAUUGAAUUCACUCGAGACAAGCUGAGAAUAAGACGUUAGUUCUAAUAACAGAAUCUUUCCUAUGCAAUCUUCUUCUUUGCAGCCAGAUGUGGUUGAAUUUAGACAGCUGAAGAAGUGAAGAGAAAUAGAUUGAGUCGAAGAAUAAUUAAUAAGGAUAUGUAAGUCAGACAUGUAUGUAACUUUCAUUAAAGUUGGUGAUAUUGAUCAAAAGUUCUGGAAAA
Molecule: messenger RNA, 1696 nt
Organism: Quercus lobata
Lineage: Eukaryota; Viridiplantae; Streptophyta; Magnoliopsida; Fagales; Fagaceae
Product: Cysteine proteinases superfamily protein
Exons: 7
Coding region: 203-1252 (349 amino acids)
Biological process (GO): protein deubiquitination; ERAD pathway; endoplasmic reticulum unfolded protein response
Cellular component (GO): cytosol; nucleus
Molecular function (GO): cysteine-type deubiquitinase activity
Source: RefSeq, a predicted model, not a curated record